Messenger RNA from Caenorhabditis auriculariae, 2898 nucleotides. The record is from the annotation of a GenBank genome assembly. Lineage: Eukaryota; Metazoa; Nematoda; Chromadorea; Rhabditida; Rhabditidae.
AUGAGGCUCACAAGUGCCGUAGGGGUUUUGCUAUUUGUAAGUUUUUUUUUUGAAAGAAUUAUUCAAAAGCUCCUUCUAGUGCUUCGUUGCGGUCGUCUGGUGCAGAGAUGUGAAUAAUCCAGACUAUCCGCCCCAAUGCCUCGUUGGCCAGCCACAAGUUUACGAUCCUGUUCAAGCAGAAAAAGUUGAGUUUUUUCAGAGUUGAAAAAAAAAACUUUUUUCUUAGGUUGUUUGGUUUGAUAUUGACUUGGACGCGCCACCUCGUCAGCGUUUCAAACAACUCGCUCGCGCUUACAAAAAUGAAAUCCAACACGUUUUCGACGUUCUCAAGGUAUUGCGUUUUAUAUUUCUCUCAAAUCGAUUUCACAUAGUACUUCUUCACAAUCUUUCCCGGAAUUGACAUUUGGGGAAUCUUGGGCGACGUCACUGCUUCGGCUCUUGAGAAAGGAAUGAUUAUGAACCCAUAUCGCGACGAGAUUGAAGUAACAAUCUAUUAUUUACAGUUUUCAUGGAAACCCUUUAGGGAAUCGCCGAAGAAAUUGGUGUGAACAUUGGACAUCUGGCGUUUCUCAACAUUUUCUAUGAGAUGUCGCGUUUCUGUACGUCGAUUGUGGCUCAAACUGAAGACAACAAAGAUCUGUACCAUGCUAGGUGCGAAACUGAUCUGCUAUACUUUGCUCACCGAAAUUAUGCAGAAACUUGGACUUUGGCCAACUAUUCGUGUGGGACAUCCCAGCCCAGUCUUGGGGACUCACAGAAUCUCUGAAAAAAGUCACAGUAAACCUUAACUUUUUGAAGGGCGGAAAAAUUCUCUUCAAAGGGAGCACGUUGGCUGGUCAUGUUGGUGUUCUGACAGGUGGGUUGAAAAAUAUGUUCAGGAGAAUUUUUUUUUGAACAACAAAUAAAUGCAUAAGAGGGUUGAAAAUCAUAUAAUGUGCCAACGUGAUACUUCAGCGCCAAAAAAUUUAAAAAAUUUUAUUUCACAGAAUCUUAUUCAAAAUAAGAAAAUUCUCUCAAAUGUUGUUAUCUUCGAUUUCAAACAUUAAGGCAGUUGAGGUCUCAAAUAGCAAUAAAAUAAAAUCUCAUUCUAGCCAUGAAACCGUACGCGUUCUCCCUUUCCAUGAACGCCAAGGUGCAGCCGGAUCUGUUCAACGUAAUCCGUUGGUACAUGGGCGAAAGACCCAACAUCAAGUUUGUCAUGUACUUCGAGCGUUGGCUUUUCGAAAACUGCGACGACUUCGAGGUUAGACAUUAUGAAAAAAUAGCGAAGACCAAACUUUAGUGCGCACGCGAAAACAUCAAGAGCGCUGAACUGCUCACGGGAGCGUACUUCAUUUUGGGUGGAAACAAACCAGGUAAUUUUUAAUGAAAUAUUACAAAAAUGGUCAAGUUCAUCAAGUGUGCUCAUGUCCUCACAGAAAAAAACAAAUCGGUUUAGUGAAAUAAAAACUUUUCAAGUGUCUUUUUGGAAUAUAUAUUAAAAAUUUUGCUUAAAAAAAUGAGAUAAAUAUUUUUUUCUCAGAAAUUAUUGGAAAAAUUAAUUUCAGCUUUUUCCAGGACAAGGCUCAGUCCUCGUGCGCAACACCACGGACAUUCAAUUUGAGCGAAAACUAUUCGACGGAGAUAAUGACUGGUUCUUGUUGCAAACUAAUUACGAUCCUGAUAAGGCAUGUAGACGUCAAUGUUAUAGCAAACGUCUGGAAACAGUUUAGCUGCCUCUCUUCAUCGACAAUCGACGAGACCCUGGUAACACGUGCAUGAAUAAGCUCACGCGCAAGAAUGUGUCGAUGGCAGGCAUUUAUCAGGUUCGAGGACGAUAAGCUUCUUAGCGAUAAUGAGAAAAUAUGGUGCCAUAAAUAUUGCAUAGUUUUUGAUAUCUCUCAAAGUUGGAAAGAGAAGAUAAAUCAUGAAAUAAUGAAGUAAGAAGAAUGGUUCUCUAAAUUUGUUGCACGAAAGUUGCCUCAAGUUGGACGAAUCGAAGAGAAGAAGCCUGUGAAGUCAAUUUUCAAACCCACCGAGGGCAUAAUCCUAAUCACUCAAGUUUUACUUCAAAAUUUUUUUCAAACUGAGUUUCAUUAUUUGUAUUCAAUGUUUAAUAUCAAUUUUUGAAGAAGCUCUAAGGAAAUCAAAUAUAAACUCCAAAAUUUCCAAAUCCUAUCAAAAAUAUUAGCGAUAACUUACUUGAGCGAGAAAGUGUUCCAAUUGACAUUGAGAAAUCGAAUAGUCCAGUUCUAUAACUUUUUGGAAAUAAGCUUUUUGAAAUAUUUUCAGGUGCUUUCCUCCAAGCCGACUAUCAACAAGACCACGGUCCACACCGUUCUCAUGUCGGUCACCAAGAAUUAUUUCGAAUCUUUCGUGCGCACCUGUCCAAAUCCUUGCUGGGCUUUCUAGAUCGAGAAACUGGACAAUAUUGCUUAAUAAAACUUGAAUCGCAACUUUUGAUGAACUUUUUCUUUUUUCAAGCACAUUCAGAAAGUAAAGACUCAAUCGAUCAUUUUGAAAUGUUUCUUUUCAUACUCUGCUCAGUCCCCAAGUUUAUAUACCUUCUAAUGAUUAUUUUUACCACUGCGAAAAAAGAUGAAAUUCUAUACACUUUUUGUAGUAACUAAAAAUCGAAGGUUCCCUCCAUAGAUGAUGGAACUAUAAGAGUAUUGAGACUCGCUCAAUGAGUCACGUAAUCAAACAAAAUGGAUUCCUUUUCAAAACGGUCUAUCUUCUCGAUAAAAACUCUCUAACAAUCUAAUCUCUCUCGGCGUCCUUUUUCCCAUUUCAUGCGUCAGAGUACCUUGACAUCUUUCUACGACGGGUAGUGAACAAAAUAUUGCGUUUCAAAAAAAAAAUCAAUUUUUUUACUAACUUACAAUUUUAUCUUUGUUCAGAGAGGACAUGGUCUGUUAA